This is a messenger RNA of Entamoeba dispar SAW760, 2259 nucleotides long. RefSeq lists its product as uncharacterized. NCBI's taxonomy places the organism in Eukaryota, Evosea, Mastigamoebida, Endamoebidae. The record is from RefSeq and is a predicted model, not a curated record. Bases 1 to 2259 code for a protein of 752 amino acids. The transcript has a single exon.
AUGGAAAACAACUGUAUUGUGUCUAUCACUAAACACCUUAAUUCCAUUAAAGAUGCUAUUAAUUUAAUACAGGUUAAUAAAAGAUAUCAACAAGGAGUUCUAUCUUUAACUACUACACCAUUUUACAAAGAAAAAGAUGUAAAAAAAGAAAUAGAAAUAUUUAGUAAUGCCACAACUGUUACGUGUGAUUACACAUGCAUUCCAUUAAACAAAUCAAAAUUAAUUAUUCAUCAAACAGAUAAUUUAUAUUCAAGAUGUUCAUUAUUACAAGCUGCUAAAAGAAUUGAGAAAAUUACAAUGGAUAUUUCUGAAUUUAAUAAAAAUACCUGGAAAUUAAUGCCAUUACAAUCACUUAUAAUUAAUUGUAUUGAAGAAUUAAAUGGCUCAAAAAUGUCUCAAAACCCAUACCCAUUUCAACAAACAAUAAAUCUUCCAAAUUGUGUUGUAAGAAUUAUUUGUGAUAUUUCACAAUUAGACAAUGUAAUGAAUAACCUUCCAAAACAAAAAUUACCUAAAAGUUGUUUGUUAGAAGUACAUAACGGUCCAAUUAUUACUUUAUAUCGUAAUGAUGAAUGGGUUUUUGGAUUCAAAAAUGAAUUUAUCACUAUGCAUAUGCAAGACCUUAAACCAUUUAUUGAAAAAGCAAAUCAAUAUGCAGUUGAAAAUAUUAGAAUUAUCGAUUUUAUUAAUCCAGAAGAACCAGCAGAACCAUCAAAUUUCUCUAUCUCACUUUCUGUUAAGAAAUUAAUUCUUCAAGACCUUAAUUGUCCAAUUAUUGAACUUCCAAGUUUAUUAGAAGAAUUAACAAUUACAAAUUGUUCUGUUACCUCUCUUCAAUUAAGUCAAAUUAAUUUAAAGAAAGUAAUUAUUGAACAAUGUGCUGAUUUAAAAACAUUAAUUAUAACCUCUCCAGUUAUUGAAUGCGAAGCAAUUUAUCUUAAAUCAUUACAAACAUUACAGCUUCCUGACUCUCUUUAUUCAUUAAAAUUAAAUAAUUCUUCUCUACCAAUUAAAUCUUUUCCACCUAACAUUCAAUGUCUUUCUCUUCCUUCUAUUAAACAAUUAAAUCAAUUAGAAUUCCCUCAGUAUUUGAAAGAAUUAACAAUUAAUUCUUGUUUUAUUGUUGAUUUUCCUGAAUUAAAUGUUAAUUCUAUUAUAUUUUUUCAAUGUACUUUUGCAAAGAAAAUCUUUGUUAAAGCUAAAUCUAUUACAUUAAAUGGAUGUUAUUUUGUUUCAAAUUUAGAUAUUGAUUGUGAUUCAAUUUUUAUUACUGGAUGUACUGCUUCUACCUCUUCUCAAGUUAAUACUCUUAUUGACUAUAAUGCGCAUAAUGCAAAAGUUAUUCAUAUUUCAUCAUUUAAUGGAAUAAAUAAAUUAAUAGCACACUCAUGUAAAGAAUUAAAAUUAGUAAACAACUCUCAAUUAUCAGAAGUUGAUGCUGAGUGUGUUACUUCCUUACAACUCAUCCAUACUAAUAUUAUAAAAACAACAAUAAAUAAUUUAGAGUCAUUUGAUAUUGAUAACAAUUCUAUUCUUCCUCAAUUUUAUACAAAAGGUAGUGGAUCAUUACGUUUAGAAAAAUGUAAAUUUGAUUGUAAUUCACAAAUUCUUAACUCAAUGAUAGAUAUUUCAUUAAAUGAAGUUGAUGUAGAAAGUAUUAAUAUCAAUACUUGUAAAGGAGCUCGUUUUUAUAAUUGCUCAACACUAAAAACUCUUUCAAUAAAAGAAGCAGAAGUUGUUAUUUUAGUAAAUUUACCACUACUACAAUCAAUUUCAUUACCAAAAUCUUUAAAAAAUAUUGUUAUUAAUAAUUGUCCAAAUAUUAUUAAUAUUCCUUUACCUUUUACUUCUGAAUUAACUGUAGACUACGACGGUUCUUUUAAGGCAUCUGAAAAGAUUCAAAUAAGAAGAAUUAAUGAACAUGAACUUACAGUUGAUUCUUAUUGUGUUCAAUUAGAAGAUAUUUCAAAUUCAAAAGUUAUUUUAGGAAAGAGUGUUCAUACAGUUAUUGGUAUUGGUCUUAAUAAUGUAUCAUUUAUUAAUCUUGAAGAAAGUAGUAUUCAAUCUUUUGAGUUAAGUAUGUCAAAUAAUAUGAAUCUUAGAUUCCCACAAACUCUUACAAUAAUCAAUAUUAUUGGAUGUCAAUCUGUUAUUUGUACUAACAUUUCUUCUUGCCCCCUUGUACCUGAACGAAUUAGAAAAGAUUAUUCUUCAAAUAAAUAUGAAGAAAUUCCAAAAGAUAAAUGUGUUAUUUGUUAA